Salvia miltiorrhiza (redroot sage) is the source of this 1539-nucleotide messenger RNA. RefSeq lists its product as uncharacterized. The record is from RefSeq and is a predicted model, not a curated record. NCBI's taxonomy places the organism in Eukaryota, Viridiplantae, Streptophyta, Magnoliopsida, Lamiales, Lamiaceae. Bases 81 to 1076 code for a protein of 331 amino acids. The transcript is spliced from 10 exons.
GAAUGGGCCGACAACCACAAGCCCACAUCUCAGUCUAAAAUAUCGCCCAAAAUUUCACCCAAAAUCGGAAGUAGCAGAAGAUGAACGGAUUAAGUCGUCUCAAUUCGGCCAAUCACCUCUCCGCCGCAGCCGCCGCCGUAUAUCCGAAACGGUUGCUCAGAACAAGUAUCGGUCACUCCUCUCCCGCAGCGACAGCCGGAAUUAGUGAUACCCGCAAUAGUUAUGCGAGAAAAAGGGGAAAAAAGCUGAAGGAGCUCUCGAGGAGUGUGGUGAUGCUCACUUGUGACUCAUCUGCAGACGGAGGCGUCUGCAAUGUUUAUUUGGUCGGAUCCAAUCACCAUUGUCCGAAAUAUUGGGAAGAAGUUAGGGCUACGGUGCAAUUCUUGAAACCAGAGGUUGUUUUCCUAGAAUUGUGCUCUAAACGCAAUGGUAUUCUUAUGCGUAAAAAUCCCAAGGUUCCGACGAUGAGAGAAAUGGCGGAAAUGUGGAAGCAAAAUCAUAAACUUUCUUGGAUUCUUUACUAUUGGUGUAUGACUAAGCGCGGGAGUCGAUUUGAACAUACAAUUUGUGGAGAUUUCCGGGCGGCAAAUGAGGAAGCCAAGAAAUAUGGUGCCAAGGUUAUACUUGGUGAUCGACCAAUUCAUAUUACAGAUCAGAGAUAUAUUGCCAAGACGUCUAUUUGGCAAUUUCUCACCGUUCAAACUCAAGGAGUUCGCACUAAAUUACCAAAUGAUUUAAAGCAGAAACUGAAUGGAAAGUAUGAUGCUCACGCAUGGGAUCAAUAUCAUCAAGAGACGGCCAAGAGCGAUCCUGCUUGGGCGGAAAUAUAUGGCCAUGAGCGUGACCAGUAUAUUUCGGCCAAGAUACUAGAUGUUGCCCGCGACCAUAAAUCGGUGGUAGCUGUGGUGGGAAAGGCCCAUUUACCAGGAAUCCAGAAGAACUGGAAACAACCUGUUGACGUGGAGCAACUUCUUAGCAUACCAACUCAAAAAAAGACAGUAUCAAUGGGCAAGAUACUUCCUAUCACAGGGGUUGCCAUGAUUUAUGGCAUUUAUCUCUCGAUCAAGCUGAGUUGAGUUGAGACGAGCUGCAUAUUAGGGUGAUCAACAUUGCGUGAGUGCAGUUUCAUCAAUUUGAUUUGAUUAUAAUAUUUUGUAUCUGGAUCAUCGAUUCUUCUCCCACGAUUUGCGUUGUGAUUCAUUCUUUGUGAUCUUACUAAGAUUCGAUGUAUUCCCCGAUCACUGAUACAACAAGAAGCAUUCCCCGAUCACCUCUAAACCCAGCUUCAAUUUCCAGCAAAGUUAGGAUAGCAGGUGGUUGUCGCCACCAUUCAUUGAAGGCAGCAACUUGGUUUGCAAGUUGGGAUAUUUUUUAUAAAACGACAUUGUUCAACUCUAGGCGAAAUAGAGAGUUUCGAAGUGUAGUUCAUAUGAUUUUUACAACAUCCAUAGAAGAUCAGGGCUUUUUUCCAAAGGUCUGUUGUUUUUAUGACUUUCAGAAAGGUUAGAGCAUUUUUAUAACUUUCAUGAAAGUUCAAAA